Molecule: messenger RNA, 7476 nt
Organism: Acanthochromis polyacanthus (spiny chromis)
Lineage: Eukaryota; Metazoa; Chordata; Actinopteri; Pomacentridae
Product: myosin heavy chain, fast skeletal muscle-like
Exons: 39
Coding region: 1503-7367 (1954 amino acids)
Cellular component (GO): myosin complex
Molecular function (GO): actin filament binding; ATP binding; cytoskeletal motor activity
Source: RefSeq, a predicted model, not a curated record
UUUGUCACAGGAAAGACUUGCAAGGCUUCUGCAACAGAAUGCCAGUGACACAUGAGAGCUUCUCCACGGCUAAACUCAAAUCCUCUGCAGUGCCAAGGUGCAUUAAGGAGAUUAUUGUAAAGACCGAAACAAUGCCUGAACUUCAGUAAUGUAUACGCUUGCCAGAACAAUAUUUACACAAGCUUAAAAAAUGCUGCUUUGUGAGUGUCUUGAUCUAUUUAUACGCUUUUAAAAUCUGUCUCGAUUCUACCGGUGUUCGUGUGACUCUGUUACGCUUCCAGUAGAACAGUUUACAAUAGGACAAUUGCGUUAUGUCUUCUUCUUCUUUCACAUACCAUGUUCUGUGGACCUUAAGGACACUGUGGUUUCUGUUUUCAGCUAAAUAGUAUUUUAAUGAAUAACAAGGGAAAACAACACUAGCUGUGUAUGUAUGUUUUAGUUUGUAAAGUUAAUCUGGUAAUGAGACCAGUGAGCAGCAUUUGCCACUGCAAUGCACUAAUGGACCAUAAACUCAUUCAAACAGUCUUAGGAAUAUUUACUAUUUAAAUUCUUGCCAUCGACUAAAAUGUGUCUCUGUGGACAAAUAAUUCUGAAAAGAAAAGUAGCUGUGUGAUAAACUGCUUAUGGAGGUCAGCGACAAAGGAUGCCAGAGAUCAGAAUGGGUGGCAAAAAUACUCAAGUAAAACUGCAUGACCAAAUAAAGGAGAUCAUUUCUGCUGAGUGAACACUCUUCUCUCUAUAUAAGAAGGAAGGCUGGACUCCUCCAAGGACUGCCAGGCCACCAGUCAAGGUGAGUGAGUUACAGACUUUUAUUAGCAGGAGGAAAGCCAGCAGCUUAAUGAACAAUGCAGGGCAUGACCACUUACUGCCAGAGACAGAGCAGUUGUUUUUAUGCCAGGACCUCACUCCACUGCAAGCUCAUUUUUACUACGGAAUAGCUUAAUUACAGUUAUUAAUUUGAGCUAUUUGUGUUUCUUUCUUCAGAACGCUCAUAAGACCAUCGACAGCUGUUCUCUUGAAGGGAGGGAAGAAGGUAAUAAAUCGCUCACUGUUUCCUUUUGUCAUUUUUAAUCUGUAGCUGUGUUUAUGGCAUAAAUAUAACUUUGAUUUAUGACUUCCUAAAUGUUGAUUAAAACUUACCUUGUGUGGAAUCAUAAACAAAUCAAUUAGCAUAAUUAAAUUCACAAAUCUCACUUCAUUAAUAUGUGUUCAUCUUUAGAUGGAAAAGAGAAAUUGUCUCUUUGGUUUUGUAUCACUACCUCUGAAGUCAUCUAAGGGACACAUUAUAACAAAGAUUUUAUAGGAAAUCAAAUACACAUUUAACAAACAUGUCUCUGCUACAAAAUGUUGUUAAUGCAAUCCAGCUAAAACAUAAAGCAAUUCUUUCUGUUCUGCGUUUGAGUGAAACAUUCAUUACAUCAUUAACAGUAUUUUUCUUUUAUUCAGUAGUGAGGGAUCGUGAAUGCUGACGGCAAUUUGAUGGAGAAUAGUGACUGAAAUUAAUGACAUCUGUCUUGUCUUUACCUGCUUGCAGUAAGCUAGUCACCAUGAGUGGGGACUCGGAAAUGGAGUGUUUUGGUGCGGCGGCCAUUUACCUCCGCAAGCCAGAAAGAGAGCGAAUUGAGGCUCAAAACACUCCUUUUGAUGCUAAAACCGCCUAUUUUGUUAGUGAGCCCGGUGAGAUGUACCUCAAAGGGAAACUAACUAAGAGAGAGGGCGGCAAAGCCACCGUGGAUACUCUGUGUGGAAAGACUAUCACUGUCAAAGACACUGAAGUCUUCCCCAUGAACCCUCCGAAGUUCGAUAAGAUUGAGGACAUGGCCAUGAUGACCCACCUCAGUGAGCCUGCUGUGCUGUAUAACCUCAAAGAGCGUUAUGCAGCAUGGAUGAUCUACACCUACUCAGGGCUGUUCUGCGUCACUGUGAACCCCUACAAGUGGCUCCCAGUGUAUGAUGCAGGGGUGGUUGCGGGAUACAGGGGCAAAAAGAGGAUUGAGGCUCCACCCCACAUCUUCUCCAUCUCUGAUAACGCCUAUCAGUUCAUGCUCCAAGAUAGAGAAAACCAGUCCAUCCUGAUUACCGGAGAAUCUGGUGCAGGAAAGACUGUUAACACCAAACGUGUCAUCCAGUACUUUGCGACAAUCGCAGUGGCUGGAGGAAAAAAAGCUGAGGCAGUUCCUGGAAAAAUGCAGGGGUCGCUGGAAGACCAAAUCAUUGCAGCCAACCCACUGCUGGAGGCCUAUGGUAAUGCCAAAACAGUGAGGAAUGACAACUCUUCCCGCUUUGGUAAAUUCAUCAGAAUUCAUUUCGGAACAACUGGGAAGUUGGCCUCAGCAGAUAUUGAAACAUAUCUGCUGGAGAAGUCUCGAGUGACAUUCCAGCUGUCUGCUGAGAGGAGUUACCACAUCUUCUAUCAGCUCAUGACAGGCCACAAACCUGAGCUAAUAGAGGCUCUUCUCAUCACCACCAACCCUUAUGACUAUCACAUGAUCAGUCAGGGUGAAAUCACUGUCAAGAGUAUCAAUGACAUUGAAGAAUUCAUUGCUACUGAUACUGCUAUUGACAUCCUGGGCUUCACUGGAGAGGAGAAGGUCAGCAUUUACAAGUUGACUGGAGCUGUGAUGCAUCAUGGAAAUAUGAAGUUCAAGCAGAAACAGAGGGAGGAGCAGGCUGAGCCUGAUGGCACUGAGGUUGCGGAUAAAAUCUCAUACCUCAUGGGUCUAAACUCAGCUGACUUGCUGAAAGCACUGUGCUACCCGAGAGUGAAAGUCGGAAAUGAGUUUGUGACAAAGGGUCAGACUGUCCCACAGGUCAACAAUGCUGUCAUGGCUCUCUGCAAGUCUGUCUAUGAGAAAAUGUUCCUGUGGAUGGUCGUCAGAAUCAAUGAGAUGCUGGAUACCAAACAGCCCAGACAAUUCUUCAUCGGUGUGCUCGACAUUGCUGGCUUUGAGAUCUUUGAUUUCAACAGCUUGGAGCAGCUGUGCAUCAACUUCACCAAUGAAAAACUGCAACAGUUUUUCAACCAUCACAUGUUUGUCCUGGAGCAAGAAGAGUACAAGAAAGAGGGAAUUGAAUGGGAGUUCAUUGACUUUGGCAUGGACUUGGCUGCCUGCAUUGAGCUUAUUGAGAAGCCAAUGGGCAUCUUCUCCAUCCUUGAAGAGGAGUGCAUGUUCCCCAAGGCAACAGACAUGACCUUCAAGAACAAACUCUACGACCAGCAUCUUGGAAAAAGCAAAUCCUUUGAGAAGCCAAAACCGGCCAAAGGCAAAGCUGAGGCCCAUUUCUCCCUGGUGCACUAUGCCGGCACUGUUGACUACAAUAUUUUUGGCUGGUUGGACAAGAACAAGGACCCCCUGAAUGACUCUGUGGUGCAGCUUUACCAGAAGUCUUCAACGAAGCUGUUGGCUCAUCUGUAUGCAUCACAUGCCUCAGCAGAAGCUGAGGGUGGCGGUGGAGGCAAGAAAGGUGGCAAGAAGAAGGGUGGCUCCUUCCAGACGGUGUCUGCUCUGUUCAGGGAGAAUUUGGGCAAGCUGAUGACCAAUUUGAGGAGCACACAUCCGCAUUUUGUGCGCUGCUUGAUUCCCAAUGAAUCAAAGACACCAGGUCUCAUGGAGAACUUCCUGGUCAUCCACCAACUGAGGUGUAAUGGUGUGUUGGAGGGCAUCAGGAUCUGCAGGAAAGGUUUCCCAAGCAGAAUCCUCUAUGGUGACUUCAAGCAGAGAUACAAAGUAUUGAAUGCCAGUGUCAUCCCAGAGGGCCAGUUCAUUGACAACAAGAAGGCCUCAGAGAAACUUCUGGGAUCCAUCAAUGUGGACCAUUCUCAGUACAAGUUCGGCCACACCAAGGUGUUCUUCAAAGCCGGUCUGCUGGGAACCCUGGAGGAGAUGAGAGAUGAAAAACUUGCUGAGUUGGUCACAAUGACUCAGGCUGUCUGCAGAGGCUUCCUCAUGAGAUGCGAGUUUGUCAAGAUGAUGGAGAGGAGAGAGGCUAUUUUCUCCAUCCAGUACAACAUCCGUUCAUUCAUGAAUGUCAAAACCUGGCCAUGGAUGAAGCUGUACUUCAAGAUUAAACCUCUGCUGAAGAGUGCAGAGACUGAGAAGGAGAUGGCCCAAAUGAAAGAAGACUUUGAAAAGACCAAAGAUGAUCUAACAAAGGCUCUGUCGAAGAAGAAAGAACUUGAAGAAAAAAUGGUUUCUCUGCUGCAGGAGAAGAAUGACUUACUAUUGCAAGUGCAGUCUGAAGGUGAAAACCUCGCUGAUGCAGAGGAAAGGUGUGAGGGGCUCAUUAAAGCUAAAAUCCAGCUCGAGGCUAAACUCAAAGAGACAGCUGAGAGACUGGAGGAUGAGGAGGAAAUCAAUGCUGAGCUGACUGCAAAGAAGAGGAAGCUGGAGGACGAGUGCUCUGAGUUAAAGAAAGACAUCGAUGACUUGGAGCUCACCCUGGCCAAAGUGGAAAAGGAGAAACAUGCCACUGAGAACAAGGUCAAAAACCUUACAGAGGAAAUGACUUCUCAAGAUGAGACCAUUGCCAAACUGACCAAAGAGAAGAAAGCCCUCCAAGAGGCUCAUCAGCAGACCCUCGAUGACCUGCAAGCAGAGGAAGACAAAGUCAACACUCUGACGAAGGCCAAGACCAAGCUGGAGCAGCAAGUGGAUGAUCUUGAAGGUUCUCUGGAGCAAGAAAAGAAGCUCCGUAUGGACCUUGAGCGAGCCAAAAGGAAGCUUGAAGGUGAUCUUAAACUGGCCCAGGAGUCCAUCAUGGAUCUGGAGAAUGACAAGCAGCAGUCUGAAGAGAAAAUCAAGAAAAAAGACUUUGAGAUCAGUCAGCUCCUGAGUAAGAUCGAGGAUGAGCAGUCUCUUGGAAUGCAGCUACAGAAAAAGAUAAAGGAGCUCCAGGCUCGUAUUGAGGAGCUGGAGGAGGAGAUCGAGGCUGAGCGAGCUGCUCGGGCCAAGGUGGAGAAGCAGAGGUCUGAUCUCUCCAGGGAACUUGAGGAGAUCAGUGAGAGGCUGGAAGAAGCUGGAGGAGCAACUGCGGCUCAGAUUGAGAUGAACAAGAAGCGUGAGGCCGAGUUUCAGAAGCUGCGUCGUGAUCUCGAAGAGUCCACCCUGCAGCAUGAAGCCACCGCUGCAACUCUCCGCAAGAAGCAGGCUGACAGUGUGGCAGAGCUGGGAGAACAGAUUGAUAACCUCCAGAGAGUCAAACAGAAGCUGGAGAAAGAGAAAAGCGAAUACAAAAUGGAGAUCGAUGACCUCAGCAGUAACAUGGAGGCUAUCGCUAAAGCCAAGGGAAACCUUGAAAAGAUGUGCAGGACAUUAGAAGAUCAGCUGAGUGAGCUCAAAUCCAAGAAUGAUGAGAAUGUUCGUCAGCUGAAUGAUAUUGGUGCACAGAAAGCACGGCUUCAAACUGAAAACGGUGAAUUUACACGUCAGCUGGAGGAGAAAGAAGCUCUUGUUUCUCAGCUGACCAGAGGCAAACAGGCUUACACUCAGCAGAUUGAAGAGCUCAAGAGGCACAUAGAGGAGGAAGUUAAGGCCAAGAACGCCCUGGCUCAUGCUGUUCAAUCAGCUCGUCAUGACUGCGACCUGCUCAGAGAGCAGUUUGAGGAGGAGCAGGAGGCCAAAGCUGAGCUGCAGCGUUCCAUGUCCAAGGCUAACAGUGAGGUGGCUCAGUGGAGAACCAAAUAUGAGACUGAUGCUAUUCAGCGCACUGAGGAGCUGGAGGAGGCAAAGAAAAAGCUUGCCCAGCGUCUUCAGGAUGCAGAGGAAUCCAUCGAGGCUGUGAAUGCAAAAUGUGCCUCUCUGGAAAAGACUAAACAGAGACUGCAGGGUGAAGUGGAGGACCUGAUGAUCGAUGUGGAGAGAGCUAACGCUCUGGCUGCUAACCUUGACAAGAAGCAAAGGAACUUUGACAAGGUUCUUGCAGAGUGGAAGCAGAAGUAUGAAGAGAGCCAGGCUGAGCUUGAGGGAGCUCAAAAGGAGGCUCGCUCACUAAGCACUGAGCUGUUUAAAAUGAAAAACUCCUAUGAAGAAGCUCUGGACCACCUGGAGACCCUGAAGAGAGAGAACAAGAACCUGCAACAGGAGAUCUCAGACCUGAGUGAGCAGCUUGGCGAGACCGGUAAGACAAUCCAUGAGCUUGAGAAGGGAAAGAAGACAGUGGAAAGUGAGAAGACAGAAAUCCAAACUGCUUUGGAGGAGGCUGAGGCUACCCUGGAACAUGAAGAGUCUAAGAUUCUCCGUGUUCAACUUGAACUCACCCAAGUCAAGAGUGAAGUUGACAGGAAACUUGCAGAGAAGGACGAGGAGAUGGAGCAAAUCAAGAGGAACAGCCAGAGAGUGAUUGAUUCCAUGCAGAGCACUCUGGAUGCUGAAGUCAGGAGCAGGAAUGAUGCCCUGAGAAUCAAGAAGAAGAUGGAGGGAGACCUCAAUGAGAUGGAGAUUCAGCUGAGCCAUGCCAACCGCCAGGCAGCUGAAGCCCAGAAACAGCUGAGAAAUGUGCAGGGACAGCUUAAGGAUGCCCAGUUGCACCUUGAUGAAGCCAUUAGAAGUCAGGAUGAAAUGAAGGAACAGGUUGCAAUGGUGGAGCGCAGGAACAACCUGAUGCUGGCUGAGAUUGAAGAGCUGAGAACUGCCCUGGAGCAGACUGAGAGAGGCCGUAAGAUCGCUGAGCAGGAGCUGGUGGAUGCCAGCGAGCGCGUGGGACUGCUGCACUCUCAGAAUACCAGCCUCAUCAAUACAAAGAAGAAGUUGGAGGCAGACCUUGUCCAGAUCCAAGGUGAAGUGGAAGAUUCUGUCCAGGAAGCAAGAAAUGCUGAAGACAAAGCCAAGAAGGCCAUCACUGAUGCUGCCAUGAUGGCAGAAGAGCUGAAGAAGGAGCAGGACACCAGUGCUCACUUGGAGAGGAUGAAGAAGAACCUGGAGGUGACGGUGAAGGACCUGCAGCACCGCCUUGAUGAAGCUGAAAAUCUGGCCAUGAAGGGCGGCAAGAAGCAGCUCCAGAAACUGGAGGCUAGGGUGCGCGAGCUUGAGGCUGAAGUUGAAGGUGAGCAGAGACGUGGAGCGGAGGCUGUCAAAGGUGUCCGCAAGUAUGAGAGAAGAGUGAAGGAGCUCACCUAUCAGACUGAGGAGGACAAGAAGAAUGUCAGCAGACUCCAAGAUCUGGUGGACAAACUGCAGCUGAAAGUUAAGGCCUACAAGAGACAGUCUGAGGAGGCGGAGGAGCAGGCCAACACUCACUUGUCGAGGCUCAGGAAGGUUCAGCACGAACUGGAGGAAGCUCAGGAGCGUGCCGACAUCGCUGAGUCUCAGGUCAACAAGCUGAGGGCAAAGAGUCGGGAAAUUGGAAAAGCAAAGGAGGCUGAAGAAUAAGUUGUCUCCUCUAUGAGAGAACCGAAUGAGAAUCAUAAAAUAUGAUCUUUCAUUGAUAUUCUCUCCUUAAAUGUUGUAGAUCUACAUUCAAUAAAUUAUUUUGCCAGUG